AUGGAUCAUUCAGAACUCGAACGAAAUCUUCUCUCGGAGAAAGACAUCUAUGAACACUCUGAUGCCGACUCGGAGAUGUCUGGGCUGUCCUGGAAUCCAAAGAACAACGGCUAUGUCAAUCGAAUCAGAAACGGCAUCGAGGAUUUAUUCAGUUCGAAAGGGCAAAGGAUCCUCCUUCUCAGUUCCGCUCUUCUCAACACGAUUCUCUUGAUUGCCGUCCUGAGCUUCUCGAGGGCAGCACACAACGAAUGGAACUGUCUGAGUCCUACCGUUGGUCUUCUCCCAAAUACACUCGAACGAACAAUCAGCGAUAUGACGCCGUUCUCGCACCGAAGUGACAACAACAGUGCACGAGAUGCGCUCUGGAAUAGCAUGGCGACUGAUCGGGGUGUCGUGGCCGUGGAUCAAGAGACAAUCGCGAAGCAAGGCUUGACCGAGACAAUCGUAUUUCCUUGGGACCCUACCAAGCGAGUUUAUAUCGUGAUUGCUUUCCAUCAACUGCACUGCUUGAAACUUCUCUACCAAACACUCACCAGUGCAUAUAAAGGAGAAGAGUUACAAAAGCCGGUGUAUGAGCACUGUGUUCACUGCUUGGAUCAACUACGACAAGAUGCUGAGUGCAAUGCGGACGAUAAUCUUUGGUAUAUUGGAGAAAAGAGCACGGGACAAAACCGCAAAUGCAAAGACUUUUCCAAGCUUGACGAAUGGGCCCUGGAACGCCAUGCUUGCUACAAUUUUGAACGGCCGAUGAAACCUGGACCACUUGAUGUUGAGGCUUUCACCAAUUGUCGUGACAGCUCUCCGUAUCUACCUAUCAUGAAGAAUCAUUUCGGGUAUGGUGAUGAUUGGAAGGGAGAUUACCCUGCACAUGAAGGUCCGACCUUUGAGAAUUAG
Molecule: messenger RNA, 894 nt
Organism: Cadophora gregata
Lineage: Eukaryota; Fungi; Ascomycota; Leotiomycetes; Helotiales; Ploettnerulaceae
Exons: 4
Coding region: 1-894 (297 amino acids)
Biological process (GO): mycotoxin biosynthetic process
Source: RefSeq, a predicted model, not a curated record